AUGUGCCACACCAGCUGCCACACAGGCGGCCAGGCUGGCUGCUGCUCGCCCAGCCCUUGCCAGUCCUCCAUCUGCCUGCCCGUGAGCUGCAGGCCCACCGUGUGCACGGCCCCUUCCUGCCAGUCCUCCAUCUGCCUGCCCGUGAGCUGCAGGCCCACCGUGUGCACGGCCCCUUCCUGCCAGUCCUCCCUGUGCCUGCCCGUGAGCUGCAGGCCAGCUGUGCAUGUACCCGUGAGCUGCCAGUCCUCUGGGUGCAUCCAGCCCUCCUGCCCCACCCUGGUCUGCGGACCCAUCUCCUGUGGCACCCCUUCCUGCUGCUGA
Myotis lucifugus (little brown bat) is the source of this 321-nucleotide messenger RNA. RefSeq names its product keratin-associated protein 12-1-like. Bases 1 to 321 code for a protein of 106 amino acids. NCBI's taxonomy places the organism in Eukaryota, Metazoa, Chordata, Mammalia, Chiroptera, Vespertilionidae. Gene Ontology annotation, cellular component: keratin filament. The record is from RefSeq and is a predicted model, not a curated record. The transcript is spliced from 2 exons.